This is a messenger RNA of Talaromyces marneffei, 837 nucleotides long. RefSeq lists its product as uncharacterized. Bases 1 to 837 code for a protein of 278 amino acids. The transcript has a single exon. NCBI's taxonomy places the organism in Eukaryota, Fungi, Ascomycota, Eurotiomycetes, Eurotiales, Trichocomaceae. The record is from RefSeq and is a predicted model, not a curated record.
AUGAAGCUCAAUUACAACUUCGUUCUGGCUUUGGGCUUUGGCGCAAUGACAAAGGCUGAGCCACCAGCACUGAUCGAUGUGUACCCUCGAGCGUUGAACUCAUCAGCGACUACCUCCGCAGCCACAACGCCGUUGAUUACAAGCUCAUCUAUCAUUUCUCCCCCGUCACUAUCAACAGUCACCAUACCGUGCAGUACAACAACCUCCGCGGAAACGACUAUCUGCCAUGAGUGCCCUAAAUCGACUGCCCCGCCAUUUAGCAAUACAUCUUCGCCAGUGACACCGGCAGCCACGGUGCCAGAAACAGAAACAGAAACGGUGCCCUGUAUUGAAUGUGUUGAGUCUACGGGGUCUCCAGUAGUUCCUCCGAUUACUAUCACCACCACAACACACGUGACAGUACCUUGCUCUACUGAGGUUGAAAGCGAGCCUUCCCAACCGGUGCUUCCGCCGAACACUGUGCCUCCAAUCGUUAUUCCUCCAUUAAACACAGCACCAGCGAAUACAGUCCCUCCACAAAAUACAGGACCUGCAGCUCCUGCCUCUCCUUCCGGCCCUGUUGUUCCGUCUAAGGCUGUGCCAACUCCAGGUGGCGAAAUCCCUGCAGCUUCGGAAACUGCAAUUCCCUCUCCGCCAUCGUCUUCUGUUCCCAUUGUUCCAGCACCACCAUCAGCAUCUUCCCGGCCCGGUGUACCUGUCGGUCCAGCGUCUCCAGCUCCAAGCCCGACUGGUCCACCUCGACCACCGGCUUUCACCGGUGCUGCAUCAAUUCUUGCUGUCAAUCCCCACGGCACUUUGAUGGCUAUUCUUGUCGCUGCUCUCGUUGCUAUCUUUUAG